Molecule: messenger RNA, 1174 nt
Organism: Alosa alosa (allis shad)
Lineage: Eukaryota; Metazoa; Chordata; Actinopteri; Clupeiformes; Clupeidae
Product: phenazine biosynthesis-like domain-containing protein 1
Exons: 9
Coding region: 2-886 (294 amino acids)
Biological process (GO): biosynthetic process
Cellular component (GO): cytoplasm
Molecular function (GO): isomerase activity
Source: RefSeq, a predicted model, not a curated record
UAUGAGGUUAGACAGUGGAUUAGCAAUGGAUAUACCCAUUUUUGUUAUGGAUGCAUUUACCAAUAUUCCUUUCAAGGGUAAUCCAGCAGCUGUGUGUUUGCUGCAAAAAGCAUUGCCAGAGGAGUUUUACCAAAAAAUUGCAACCGAGAUGAACUUGUCUGAAACAGCCUUUGUCAUUUGUCAAAAUGCAGCUGAUAGUUUCAGCACAGCAUCCCGUUUUAAUUUACGUUGGUUCACCCCCACUAAUGAAGUGAAACUAUGUGGACAUGCCACACUUGCUUCAGCAGCUACUCUAUUUUUCCACAAAAAAAAUACCAACCAGCAGGUUGUGUUUGAUACUCUGAGUGGUGAGCUGUGCAACCGCAUGCGUGGGGACAGCAUUGUGAUGGACUUCCCCCUAUACACAACCAUUUCCCAGGAUCCACAUGAGAUUGCAGACUUAAUUAAAGUUGUUGUGGGAGACUUGCCCUUAGGAGAUGUACGAUACAGUGAGGACACAAAAAAAUUGUUGUUGCGUCUUGCCGACACGUGUGACACGUCAGCACUGACAUCGCUGAGGCCAGACCCAGAGAAGAUGGUGACGAGUGAGCACACUGGCAAGGUAAAGGGUGUGAUUGUCACUAUGAGGGGCGCCCCUGAAUCCCAGCCAGGAUACGACUUCUUCUCCAGGUAUUUCGCACCCUGGAAUGGGAUUCCUGAGGAUCCAGUCACUGGAUCAGCACACUCUGUCCUUGCGAAAUAUUGGUCAGAGAAACUGGGGAAGCAGAGAUUGUUAGCCUACCAGAGCUCCAUGCGUGGAGGAGAGCUGGAGCUGGAGAUCAAGGGCCAGAGGCUGGACAUUGCAGGACGCGGUGUGUUUGUCCUUCAGGGAACAAUAGCCAUCUAGAUUUAGAUUAGGGGUAGGCAAACAGCGGCCUGCCAAGCAUUUAAUUAGGUUAUCAGGCUGCUCGCUAUUUUUUUCCUGCGAUAGAGACGAUGUUAGUUAGCUUUACUGCAAAUUGCUUUCCACUCUUCUUACAGAACGUCAAUGUCAAAACAUCAUGUUACAUUGCAGCAGGCCCACUGGCCAAUUUUCAAAACCCAAUGUGGCCCUUGAGCCAAAAAGUUUGCCCACCCAUGAUCUAGACCCAUCAUUGGAGGCUGAAAAAGCAAGGCCGUAUGCAUGGAGUCAACA